Penicillium alfredii is the source of this 495-nucleotide messenger RNA. RefSeq lists its product as uncharacterized. Lineage: Eukaryota; Fungi; Ascomycota; Eurotiomycetes; Eurotiales; Aspergillaceae. The transcript is spliced from 2 exons. The coding region runs from base 1 to 495 and encodes 164 amino acids. The record is from RefSeq and is a predicted model, not a curated record.
AUGCUUGGCGUAGAGGACCCGUCAAUCCUCAUCGAAUUCGAAGAAGCAGAGAAAUCCAACCCAAGCCCACGGAAGAUUAUGGAAGACCGGGUUAUCUAUUCCUCGCGACAGUCUCAGCUUUGCAAAAGCCCAUGGCCGUCCUAUACUAUCAGACUUUGGGGAGGCUCGCUUCAGCUCAAGUUUCUAUAUCGAGACCCCGAGGUAGUAUUACGGAUGCCAUGGGAUCACAAGAUUGAUAUUUGGAUUCUAGGAGUUUUUGCCUGGGGCCUUUUCGAACAGAGUCGGCUUUUCUAUACUCGAGAUUCAGGUAAAAACAGGUCAGACAGUCACCAUCUCGCUGGGAUUAUAGCGAUCCUUGGACCGCCGCCGAAAGACACCGUUCAAAAUAGCGAGUAUGGAAGGCAGUUUUUCGAUCGCGAAGGUAAAGGCCCAAUGAUGACUCCAAGGCUAGUUUGCGAUCUCCUAACGAGAAAGUGGCUAAUGAGUGAAACCUAG